GAUCGGCGGUUCAGGACCCUUCUAAAACUGUUCAAACACUUUGUCGACGAACAUAAGCAGAAAGGUUACGUGGUGUGCUGCCAGUCCAAGUUGUCUAGAAAUAUGGAUAUUGUUAUGCACAUGGCUCGGCACAUUCAGCCUAGCGCGUUCAAGUGUGAAAUUUGCGGGUUCAUGGUGACGAGACCCCGGUUCCUGAUUAACCAUCGCCAGACUCAUCUUCCCGAGGAACUAAAACCCCACGCCUGUCCGCACUGUCCAAAGAAAUUCAGCUGGGAGAGAGGUCUGCAUGUGCAUAUGAAUCAUCACAAACCCCCGGAGGAGCGUGUUUCGUUUCCGUGCCCGUUUUGUAACAAAAUCUACAAUACCGCUGGAGGGUUAUCAACGCACAAACGAAAUUAUCACGCAGAGCAGCCAAAGAAAAAGGUGGUUCAGGUGUGCGAAAUAUGUGCGAAAACAUUCGCGCAUGGUUCUGCACUCAAAGAACACGUCAGAACUAUGCACUUGGUGGACCAGAAAUUUCAGCUCCAAUGUAAGGUUUGCUCAAAGUGGGUUAAAAACGCCCGAGUUCUCAGGGUUCACUUGCAAACCCAUUCGGAGAUCGAUUAUGCCUGUGAACAUUGUGAUUAUACAACGAAGAAAAAGUCUUUACUUUCCAAACAUAUUAAAACACACCAUCAGCAAGAGCGACCCAUCACAUGUGACACAUGCGGAGCGGCAUUCAAACUUAGGCGGCAGCUAUUAUAUCAUAUUAAUAUGAAGCACAAAAACACGCACGUCCGCUACAGGUGCAAUUUCUGCCCAAGCACGUUCAGUUGCUCGACCAACUUCUACGCUCACCGCCGAAAGCAGCACCCGAAGGAACUAGAAGCCAUGAACGAACAGAAGGAACAGGAGAAAAAAAUCAACCGUAUUAAAGCCGGCUUGGAACCAGAUGAUGUUCUCGCAACACACGAAUCCUCGGCCGUCACCACAACAGAGGAUGGAACUCGGAUUAUAACCAUCAGCAGUAUGCCGGAUUCUAACAUGAAAUCGAAUCAAACUAUUCUGAUAGAAGUUUCAGCUGAAGAAAGUCAGGUUCAGAAAACAACAACUUUUGGUUUGCAAGUUCCGAAUGCAAAUAACAAUUGUGGAGCAUUUUAGUUAUGUUAUCGUGGAAAUAAUGGCCUCGUAUACGGUGUACCAGCCCAAAUUGGCUGUAGCAGUUUUUCUGUAUUCGAGAGUUGCCCUCGCGUCUCACCUGUUCAAUCAGUUACCCCAUCAAAAGUUUGAAAGUCAUCGUCCAACGGUAGUUUACCGUACAUUCGACCUACAUGCGAUAUGUGAUGACACGGAACAACAUGUAAGUUCAAUUUAUUUAGAACAUUUAAUCUAAAAUUUUGCCUUUUCGGAUUAAAAAAAAAUAGCCAUGCGUUUGUUAACAUACAUUUAAUUGUUUCAUCUGUAUUCUAAACUAUAAAUAUGGUUUGUUAUAUAAAAUUAUGAACUACUACGCGCGAGAAAGAAGAGAGGACGUCAGCCACGAUAAACAAAAAAAAGUUAUUUUAGCUAAACAGUUAUUGUUGUGUUAACAUUUGUUCACAGCAAGUUCAGUACGAUACCAUCGGUGAGUAGUUUUCUUUGACUUCGUGAUAAAUUUCUGAAAAAAAACUUAAUGCAAAACAUGCUAAAACUAAUCGUAAAUAAUUUGACUGUGCGGAAAUACCGCCAAUAG
This is a messenger RNA of Uranotaenia lowii, 1711 nucleotides long. Its product is annotated as zinc finger protein 879-like. The transcript is spliced from 4 exons. The record is from RefSeq and is a predicted model, not a curated record. Gene Ontology annotation, biological process: regulation of transcription by RNA polymerase II. Gene Ontology annotation, molecular function: DNA-binding transcription activator activity, RNA polymerase II-specific; RNA polymerase II cis-regulatory region sequence-specific DNA binding. Gene Ontology annotation, cellular component: nucleus. NCBI's taxonomy places the organism in Eukaryota, Metazoa, Arthropoda, Insecta, Diptera, Culicidae. The coding region runs from base 103 to 1140 and encodes 345 amino acids.